Chanos chanos (milkfish) is the source of this 654-nucleotide messenger RNA. RefSeq names its product CXADR-like membrane protein. Gene Ontology annotation, biological process: T cell activation; interleukin-15-mediated signaling pathway; positive regulation of ERK1 and ERK2 cascade. Gene Ontology annotation, cellular component: membrane raft; external side of plasma membrane. The transcript is spliced from 3 exons. NCBI's taxonomy places the organism in Eukaryota, Metazoa, Chordata, Actinopteri, Gonorynchiformes, Chanidae. Gene Ontology annotation, molecular function: MHC class II protein binding; protein tyrosine kinase binding. Bases 1 to 654 code for a protein of 217 amino acids. The record is from RefSeq and is a predicted model, not a curated record.
AUGAGAGCAGGUGUCAGUGGACAGAUCCGCACUGUGUUCUCCAGAGAUGGAGAUGAUGUCACUCUGACCUGUCUUAAUAUGGUUAAUCCUGACUGCUCCUCAACUGAAUGGCUGUUCAGCUACAACGGAAGUGCAAUUGUUGAACUGGUCACUGAUGGGAAGAUCAGUGUAGAGAACAGAGAGAGAGCUGACAGACUGAGUCUGGGGUCUGACUGCUCUCUGAACAUUAAUAAAGUCAGACCUCAGGAUGCUGGAGACUACACCUGUCGACAAUCUCUAAGUGGAGAUAGACUAUAUGGAACUGACGCCCGUGUCUUUCUGCGUGUUCUAGAGAUACGACCUCAAACACAAAACACUGAGAUGAAGUUGGGCAGCUCUGUGACUCUGUACUGUCUCCUGAACACUGAGAGGUCAGAGUGUAACUCUCAAACACUGCCUGAUGGACUCAAUCUGAUCUGGGUGGAUGAAACAGGAACUGAUCUCAGUUUAACAGACUCCAGAUUAAAGAUCUCAUCCUCAAUUUACUGCCCCAGAGCUCUGACAGUCAGGCUCCAGCACCACGAUAACAACAGGAAGUGGACAUGUCAACUGACUGAUAGAGGAGAAGUUAAAACCUCAGUCAGUUACAUGACCACAUGGACAGGUAGGAAAUGA